AUGGACCAUGCAGAAGGAUUUCCAGAGGAGAACCUGGAGGAAGAAGGCAUGGGCAGGUUUGGCAGAGCAGAAGUAUCCCCAGUUUCUUCCAGUUCUGGGAAUUUCAGCCAGUUCACACCAGAUUCAGCCACCAGUCCACAUUCGGCAUCCUUAUCCCCACUACCCACUGCUAAGUCUCAGAAGGGUGGAGAAGAUGGCAUAGGGGGGUUGAAGAAGACAAAGAGCCGUACAGCUUUCUCCAAGGAGCAGCUGCAAACCCUGCACCAGCGGUUCCAGAGCCAGAAGUACCUCAGCCCCCAGCAGAUUCGGGAGCUGGCUGCUGCCCUUGGGCUCACAUACAAGCAGGUAAAGACUUGGUUCCAGAACCGGAGAAUGAAGCUGAAAAGGUGCCAGAAGCAUAGCUUGUGGAUGGAGCGGGCUCAGUGUCUCACACAGAAUGGCUUCCAGACAAGUACUUACCUGGAUGUGCACCCCAAAUUCCACCAGGGCUACCCAAUCACAGCAGCCAGCAACAUCCAAAACAUGCCUUCCCCCCUUCAGCACUAUGGUGCAGGGCAGAAUGCUUACACAAUCAUGACCAGCGAGGACGGGGGAAUGUUUGGCAAAGGUGGGGGAACCUGCAGCGUCCAGCAGACAGUGGGCUUCAUUGCCCAGCACAAAGUAGACUUUUAUCACAGCUAUCCUGGAAGUGUGGAAUAUUCUGGCACAAAGACAGGUGAUGGCUAUAACUUUCACCACCCAGCCCCCAUAGGGACACCUUUCCCAACCACUGCUGGUCACCAUCUCUAUCAUUCCUGAAUACUGUGGAUGUGGAGGGCUUGGGCAGCUGGGAAUAAGAUUUUACUCUUAUCUCUCCAUUAUUCAUGGACUCUCUGACUCAGGGGCACCACAAACACACACUCUUUCUGUAUCAGCACAUACAACCAAGUUCUCUUACAGUGAAACUCAAGGUCAGUCUAACUAGGUCAUUCUGUAGAACUUCUAAAUUACAGACCUCAUAACCUGCUUCAGAGUAGGCACAGAUUCCUUUAGGAGUCUCAUCUGUACAUAUUGCUGUAGAGCUGUGUGCGUAUAAAGCCUAUGAACAUGUGGGCUGUCAGGAGAGGUACUCAUCACAGAUCUUGCAUUGGAUUGGAGAAGUUAUUGUCACAUGUCAGCAUCCAUCUGAUGAAGCCACAAAGUGUGGAACUGAUGUAGUGCUUACUAAGGCACUGUGACAAUUACAAGGAAAAAAUUGUAAACAUGCUCUUUCUUCUAGACUGUAUCUUUCUGUGUCUCUCCUUGACAAAAACUAGAAGUGUCUUUACAAACAAUAAAUGGCAAGCAAUAAUUUUUUUUAUUUGGAUUAUGUAUUUUUCUGUAAUUUUUUUCACUGUAACAAGGCAUUGCAACCUGAAACCCAGAAGGAAAGUAAAUAAGCAUAGCAACUAUGUUCUGUUGUUAUUACUGAUUUGAUUCUGAAACUAUGGGCAGAGAUUUUUCUGUGUUAUCAGUGGAUCAGCUUUGGUACU
This is a messenger RNA of Rhea pennata, 1511 nucleotides long. RefSeq names its product homeobox protein NANOG-like. The transcript is spliced from 4 exons. The record is from RefSeq and is a predicted model, not a curated record. Gene Ontology annotation, biological process: regulation of transcription by RNA polymerase II. NCBI's taxonomy places the organism in Eukaryota, Metazoa, Chordata, Aves, Rheiformes, Rheidae. The coding region runs from base 1 to 798 and encodes 265 amino acids. Gene Ontology annotation, molecular function: RNA polymerase II cis-regulatory region sequence-specific DNA binding; DNA-binding transcription factor activity, RNA polymerase II-specific.